This is a messenger RNA of Brassica rapa (field mustard), 1185 nucleotides long. RefSeq names its product acid phosphatase 1. The record is from RefSeq and is a predicted model, not a curated record. NCBI's taxonomy places the organism in Eukaryota, Viridiplantae, Streptophyta, Magnoliopsida, Brassicales, Brassicaceae. Gene Ontology annotation, molecular function: acid phosphatase activity.
UAAUUCAUUAUUUUGUUGUUAUGUUGACCUGUAUACUUUCACAUAUUCUAUAUAUUCACAUUACCAUACUGCAUACAGAUCGCCAAACACAAGUAAAACCUUCUUCAUCAACAACAUGGCUAGAUCUUUGGUGCUCUCUCUAACCCUCGCAUUCCUCUUCAUCGGAAUGGUCUCAGCUCGUGACUGGAACAUCCUAAACCAGUUUAAGGGACUCAAGCCAACCACAACCACCAGCCAGAACGGCGUCGCCUCACUGAAAGGACCAAACCUAAACGGAUACUGCGAGAGCUGGAGAGUUAAUGUGGAGCUUCACAACAUCAGAGACUUCACGGUGGUGCCACAGGAGUGCGUGUGGUUCGUCCAACAGUACAUGACUUCAUCUCAGUACGAUGAUGACGUGGAGAGAGCCGUUGAUGCAGCCAUCCUCUACCUCGGAAAAACUUGUUGCGAGAAGAAGAAAUGUGAUGGCAUGGAUGCUUGGAUCUUUGACAUUGAUGACACUCUUCUCUCCACCAUCCCUUACCACAAGAGCAACGGCUGUUUCGGUGGUGAGCAACUAAACACGACCAAGUUCGAGGAAUGGCAGAGUUGGGGAAAGGCACCAGCUGUUCCAAACAUGGUGAAGCUGUUCCAUGAGAUCAGAGAGAGGGGUUUCAAGAUCUUUUUGGUUUCUUCUCGCAAGGAGUACCUCAGAUCCGCCACAGUCGAGAACCUUAUUGAAGCCGGUUACCACAGCUGGUCUAACCUCCUUCUCAGGGGAGAAGAGGAAGAGAAGAAGAGUGUGACCCAAUACAAAGCAGAUGUGAGGACAUGGCUUACAAGUCUUGGAUACAGAGUUUGGGGAGUGAUGGGUGCACAAUGGAACAGCUUCGCAGGUUGUCCAGUUCCCAAGAGAACCUUCAAGCUCCCUAACUCCAUCUACUAUAUCGCUUGAUCAAAUCAUUUUAAGAACAAUAUUCUAACCAAAGAAUAAGAUCAGAGUUUCAAUCUGAUUCCUGAGUCUUAUUGAUUUCUUUUUUCCACUUCUGGUUAUAUAACCAAUUUCAAAUGCUUAUGAGUGAUAUAUGAACCAUGAACAUCUUUGUUUAUUUUGAAUUCAGAUGUUUGCUUUGUAACUUUGUAUACUAUUUUGGGCCUUUGUGAAAUUAAUUUUGGGCUUUUGUUAAAUAAUCUCAUUUCUCUAUA